AACUAGCUAAGCUAUAUAAAUGCACAACCAUUUAUUUGUUUUUAUGUGGAUGAAUGACCCAAAAAUGGCAACGGCAGCGUUCUCCUUCCUCUUCUUCCCAACUUCUGUAACCAUCAUUAUUACCAUAUGCACCAUCACAAGAGCAACAAACCUUCCCAAAUUCUCAUCCAUUCUUGCUUUUGGGGAUUCCACAGUGGACACUGGUAACAACAACUAUCUUCAGACAUUUUUUAGAGGCAACCAUUCACCAUAUGGUCAGGAUUUUCCAGACCAUAUCCCAACAGGAAGGUUUUCCAAUGGAAAACUCAUUCCUGAUAUUGUAGCAAGUUUGCUACAUAUUAAAGAAACUGUUCCUCCUUUCCUUGAUCCAAGUCUUUCAAAUGAAGAUCUCCUUACUGGUGUUACUUUCGCAUCAGCAGGGUCAGGAUACGAUGAUCUAACAGCAGCUGAAUCUCGAGUUAUUUCCAUGUCCGACCAACUGGAGCUCUUCAGAAACUAUAUAUCAAGGCUCAAAGGGAUUGUUGGAGAAGUGGAGGCAAAUUACAUUAUUGAUAAUGCUUUGGUUAUUGUGAGUGCAGGUACUAAUGACUUUGUUUAUAAUUAUUAUGAUUCACCUACAAGAAGGCUUCAGUUCAACAUUAGCACUUACCAAGAUUUUCUCCUCAGCAAUCUACACAACUUUAUCAAGGAAUUAUGCAAUCUAGGAGGCCGUUCAAUGGUCAUUGUUGGGCUUCCUCCAAUUGGGUGUCUGCCUUUACAAAUUACAGCAAGAUAUAAAGAAUCUAUGCAAAGAAAUUGCUUGAAAGAUGAGAAUUCAGAUUCUCAAGCAUACAAUAUAAAGCUUCAAAAACUGCUAAGUGAAAUGCAAGCAGUAGCCCCAGAGAGUCAGAUUGCCUAUGCAAACGUGUUUGAUCCACUGGUUGAUAUGAUUACUCAUCCACAAAAAUUUGGUUUCGUGGAAACGAGCAGAGGGUGUUGUGGCUCAGGCUUUGUGGAAGCAGGAUCCCUGUGCAACGCAGCAACUCCAACAUGUGGGAUGGCCGCUCAGUUCCUGUUUUGGGAUUCUAUUCAUCCAAGUGAAGCAGCCUACAAAUCUCUCUCUCACUCCCUUCAAAAACAACUCAUUCCCACAUCAUCUUAGCCUUUGAUAAUUUUAGUCUAUUAAAAUCAUAUGUCUCCUUGCCUUUCGUUACUACAUUAUACAAUAAGAAAUUCUAGGUAUAAGUAUUAGGAAAGUGAAAGGAACAACUUAUCAACAAUGAUUGUUUUAGUUGACUUGUGCUUCUAAGUUUCUGCAAAUAUUAGUAGAGUUUGAGACGGAAUUGUCUGGCCACUCACUCUGAUGGCUAAGUCAACAAAAAAACUUUAAAAUAAAAUAUAACUAAAUUAUUUAUAAAUUGUGUACCUAUUGGUCUUAUGGUGAUUCUCUUAUAUAAGGUUUUGAAAUCAUCAUUGUCAUACUUGGAGUAGGAUAAUCUAUGUAAGGAACUUCUAUUCCUUAUAAAUUAGUUUUUUCCAA
This is a messenger RNA of Ricinus communis (castor bean), 1519 nucleotides long. Its product is annotated as GDSL esterase/lipase At2g31550. The coding region runs from base 20 to 1141 and encodes 373 amino acids. The transcript has 3 exons. Lineage: Eukaryota; Viridiplantae; Streptophyta; Magnoliopsida; Malpighiales; Euphorbiaceae. The record is from RefSeq and is a predicted model, not a curated record. Gene Ontology annotation, molecular function: hydrolase activity, acting on ester bonds.